Purpureocillium lilacinum is the source of this 1401-nucleotide messenger RNA. The record is from RefSeq and is a predicted model, not a curated record. Lineage: Eukaryota; Fungi; Ascomycota; Sordariomycetes; Hypocreales; Ophiocordycipitaceae.
AUGACUGUCCCGUGCUUCGCUUGCGGGUACGAGAUCUGCGACCGUCACCGCCAAGGGGACUCGACGCGCUGGCUUGAAGAGUUUCGGCUCGUUACCAAUCAUGACGGUCUGGGCACGUCCGUGUCGGGCAUCGGGGCCAUGAGCGACCUGGGGGGACGCCGAUGGAUAGCUCCUCUCGACUACGCGAAGCACUGGGCCGACAUGGAAGCACCGACGACUGCUGAGAAGGUUUUCGCCCCCGACGAGAUCAACCCUUCCACCUUGUUUUCGGUGCUGAACAGCCUGCCGGCCGCUAGUGAAGCUACGGGCCUGGACUGGGGGCAUAUGUAUGGGGGACUCCUGAUUGCCGAUGACGAUCAUCGCGACCCUGACGUGUCUGGGAACAGACGUGUGCGUCGGAUCGACUCCGAGGAUCGUCUGGCUGCCAUCGCGAGGCACAAUCCAUUGGACACCAUCAGACUGGAGACCCUCAACUGCAGGAAGCCUGAGAAUCCAGUCCCUGUCCCGGCUGUCAUGGCAAGAUGCCGCAUAGGAAGUCGAGACCCGUUUGCGAUGCUGCCACCAGAGCUUCGUCUUCUGGUGGCGUGCGAACUCCCGACCUCGGAUGUUGCACGCAUCAGGCUCGCAUCUAGAGCCUUCCGCUUCGUCUUCGAUGAAAACCAAUUCUGGGCAUCAAGAUUCACAACCAUCGAUGAGCGUCGCUGGGUCUUCGAGGCGACCGAAUGGUUACAACGCACUGAGAGUAACGGCCAGCCGCUUGACUGGAGGGUGCUGUACCACCAGACCGGCGCUCCAAAUAGUUCUGCCUCACUGCAAAACAGAGAACGCAUCUGGAGGUUACUUGAAGACGCACGCGACGUCAUUUUUCUGCGCUGCUUCGAGGCUCGUGUAGAGUUCAGGAAUUGGCUUAUCCCGGAGGAGCUGGAGUGGACUCGAGAAACGGCCGAGAUACACUGGAAUCGCCGGCGAGAACCUACAUUUACUGCCGGUUGUCGACUAUUCCAUACUCAGCAAGUCUUGAUCCCAGACACCGCAGCAACCUUGGAAGUCUUUCUGGUGCGACUCGGCAAUGAAGACUAUGUGACUGGCUUAGCGUUUCGGCAAGCUCAAGGCGAGGCCGUCGCAUUGGGAUACGAGUCCAGCAGAAGCCAAGUCGUGGACCUGCAAACAAGGCUCUCUGGAAUCAAGGUCGCCAUUGGGAAGCGAGGGGUACGUGGUCUUCGCUGUGUGUUUGAAGAUGGGACCAUGUCAGAGCGGGUCGGAGACUGGGUGAGCGUAUCCCAAACGGACAGCUUGGUAACAGCAGGGCCGAUUGUUGCCUUGGAAGUCGGCUACGAUGGAUGUAAGAUUGUCAGACUUUCCAUUGGCAAAGCCGUGUCGCUCGUUGGCGAUGCUACAUGA